AUGCAGCAAGGUAGCUACGAACACCAGCAAGGUGGCUUCGGUCAACAACAGCAAUCGCAGCAACAAUCACAACAACAGCAAUAUACACAACAGGGCGGAUAUGAACACCAACAGUACGGUCAACAGCCCCAAGGCGUCUAUGAACAGCAGCAUUACGGCCAGCAACAGGGCGGGUACGAUCAGUACGGUCAACAACAACAGGGUGGCUACGAUCAGUAUGGCCAACAGGGAGGUUAUAACCAGUAUGGUCAACAAGGUGGCUACCAGCCUGGCAUGCAGCCGCAGGAGUGGGAUUUUCAUGCCAUGGAGGCAAAGGAUGGAGUGCGUUUCUCUUGGAAUUCGUGGCCCUGCACUAAAUUGGAACAGACGCGUUGCGUGAUGCCCACAGGGUGUCUUUAUCAGCCGCUGAAGCCUAUUGAUGGUAUGCCCCCCGCCGUCGAGUACGAUCCAAUUCACUGCAAAGCUUGCGCCGCAGUUCUUAAUCCCUUUUGUCAAGUUGACUUUGUAUCCAAACUAUGGGUGUGUCCAUUCUGCGUGACGCGCAACCACUUCCCGCCACACUACGCUGAGAAUAUCACACAAGAGAAUCUUCCAGCUGAACUGAUUCCGCAAUAUACAACGCUUGAGUAUGAGCUUCAGAACCGACAGGCAGGACCACCUGUCUUUGUCUUCUGUAUUGAUACGUGUCUUCCCGAAGAGGAGCUUGAGGAGCUUAAGGAUUCUAUCCAACAGACACUGAAUCAGCUUCCACCUGAUGCACUCAUUGGUCUCGUCACGUAUGGCACUAUGGUGCAUGUACACGAGCUGGGAUUCCCCGAAGUGCCCAAGUCGCACGUUUUUCGUGGUAGUAAAGACUUUACAGCCCAGCAGGUGCACGAUAUGCUCGGUUUAGCUGCCACGCGUAAGCAACAGCAACAGCAGAUACCUGGUCAGACCCAGCAGCCUCAACUGCAAACCAGUAAUUCGGCUCGUUUUCUGCUCCCAGUGUUUGAGUGCGGCUUUACAUUAGAAUCCAUUCUCGAAGAUCUUCAGCGUGAUCCGUGGCCUGUGGCGGCUGAUCAACGACCCCAGCGAUGCACGGGGGUUGCCAUGUCGGUAUGCGUUGGACUUCUAGAAGCGACGUUUCGUGGUCAAGGCGCUCGCAUCAUGAUGUUUGUUGGUGGACCUCCGACUAUCGGUCCGGGUGCUAUCGUUGGUCGUGACCGCAAGGAAGACAUUCGCUCUCACACAGAUCUGCAAAAGGACAAAGCACCGCUCACUAAAAAAGCUUUAGUCCACUACAACAAUUUGGCGUCCCGGUGUGUUGCUUCGAGUCACGUGGUUGAUAUAUUUGCGUGCUCGCUUGACCAGAGUGGUGUGAUGGAAAUGGCAGCAUGUGUGCAGAAGACUGGUGGUGUCAUUGUCCUUGCUGAUUCUUUUGGUCAAUCAGUCUUUCGAGAAUCAUUCCGCCGCAUGUUCAGCAAGUUUUCGGACGAAGCGGCGGAUUGUGACCGAGACCAACUUACGAUGGCCUUUGCAGCCUCAGUCGAGGUGCUCACUAGCCGCGAAUUUAAGGUGGCGGGUGCGAUUGGCCCUUGCGCUCCUUUGAAGCGCCAAGGUGCAGCUCCAAAGAAUGUUUCUGAAGUAGAGAUUGGAGUUGGAGGUACGAAUGCUUGGUCAAUGGGCGGUAUUGAUCCCAACACCACACUAGCUAUCUAUUUCGACAUUUCAAAUCAGACGCCGCUUGCACCCGGCAAGGCGCGCUAUAUUCAGUUAAUUACACGCUAUCAGCAUGCCAGCGGACGAUAUCGCACACGUGUGACAACGAUUUGCGGACCUUGGAAUGUUGACCCGAAUGACACUGCUACGCUUGGCCGAGGCUUUGACCAAGAAGCUGCUGCCGUUUUGUUAGCGCGUAUUGCCGUCCAUAGAUCGGAUCAGGGAGAAGAACAACUCGAUAUAAUGCGCUGGAUUGAUCGAUCGCUUAUUCGUCUCGCCGCCCGCUUUGCCGACUAUCGCAAGGAUGAUCCUUCUUCAUUCCGCUUAUCACCUGAGUUUGCAAUUUUCCCUCAAUUUAUGUUUCACCUGCGUCGAUCACAGUUUUUAACUGUGUUCGGUUACUCACCUGACGAAAGUGCGUACUAUCGUCAUUGCUUGCUACGCGAAAGCACGACAAAUUCGCUUGUGAUGAUUCAGCCGUCACUUCUCUCGUAUUCGUUCAACGGUCCACCCGUACCAGCAUUACUUGAUGCUGCUAGUGUGCGUUCCGACACAAUUCUGCUCCUGGACUCUUUCUUUUACGUUGUUGUCUUUCACGGUGAUACCAUCGCUGCUUGGCGUGACCAGAAAUUUCAUGAAGAUCCUGCGCACGAGAACUUUAAAAACUUGCUGGAGGCCCCACAGGCUGAUGCUCAACUUAUCAUGGACUCGCGUUUCCCUGUUCCUCGAUAUGUUUAUGGACGGCCAGGGCGAGGUUAUAUUCACUGA
Messenger RNA from Plasmopara halstedii, 2466 nucleotides. RefSeq names its product protein transport sec23 sec24-like protein. NCBI's taxonomy places the organism in Eukaryota, Oomycota, Peronosporomycetes, Peronosporales, Peronosporaceae. Gene Ontology annotation, cellular component: COPII vesicle coat; endoplasmic reticulum exit site. Gene Ontology annotation, molecular function: zinc ion binding; GTPase activator activity. The record is from RefSeq and is a predicted model, not a curated record. The coding region runs from base 1 to 2466 and encodes 821 amino acids. The transcript has 2 exons. Gene Ontology annotation, biological process: intracellular protein transport; endoplasmic reticulum to Golgi vesicle-mediated transport; COPII-coated vesicle cargo loading.